This is a messenger RNA of Drosophila sulfurigaster albostrigata, 5440 nucleotides long. It is a transcript of the gene RhoGAP93B, whose product is annotated as filaggrin. Gene Ontology annotation, biological process: signal transduction. Gene Ontology annotation, cellular component: cytoskeleton; cytoplasm. Gene Ontology annotation, molecular function: protein binding; GTPase activator activity. The record is from RefSeq and is a predicted model, not a curated record. NCBI's taxonomy places the organism in Eukaryota, Metazoa, Arthropoda, Insecta, Diptera, Drosophilidae.
UACAGUUCGUUAACAGCGUCGGCGGCGUGUGAAUGCAAAGCGGAUGAUUUAUUUUUGUAUUAAUAAACACGACGAGCACAUAAAUAUUUAAAAAGAAAAUGCAUUUGUGCAAGCGGAAAGCAAAGCGAAAAUAUGGCCUGUAAAUUAUAUCAUAAAUGUGAAAGUAUUGACCACGCGUCUGUGGCAAAAUCGAAGUGAAAAAGAGCAGUGCGAGUGGGAGAAAAAAUCAAUUGAAAAAGAAAAAUUGCAUUUCGUUGUGCCAGCCCCCGAAUCGAAAAAAAGUGUAUUGUAGUAGUAGUAGUGGAAAAUAUUAAGUUGUUGUUCGUUCGUGUUUUUUUUGGUGCGCGAGUUUUGUGGGGUGCAAGUAGUGAAGAAGCGACAAAUAAGAAGAAGAAGCAGCAGCUGCAGAAAUAGCAAAAGGAGACAACGACGACAGCAGAAGCAGCCAAAGCCAAAGCGGGGCCAGCGUAAUAAAGUGUAGAAAAAAUGAGUUCAAGUUGUGAAAGAAUAGAAUGGGUGGAAAUUAUCGAGCCGCGCACCAAGGAGCACAUGUAUGCCAAUCUAACAACUGGCGAGUGUGUCUGGGAUCCACCCGAAGAUGUGCCAAUUAAGCGCACCGACUCAUCGCAGUGGUGGGAACUGUUUGAUACAAAUACGCAACGCUUCUAUUACUACAAUGCGGCCACGCAGAAGACCGUGUGGCAUCGGCCGAGCAAGUGUGAUAUUAUUCCGCUGGCCAAGCUGCAGACGCUCAAACAGAACACCGAUCCCAGUGAGCGGCGGGAGCAGACGACGCCCCAGAAGCAAUCGUCAUCGCUGCAAAAGCAUCCCCAACACCAACAGCAACAACAGCAGCAGCAGCAGCAACAGCAAUUGCAACAACAAUCUUCGCCCAUGUCGGCGGCCAAUAAGAAGGGGCGUGGCCAGCGGGCAAGUGGCGGCAAUGGCACAGUGGCCAGCUCGGAGGAGAAACUCAGCAGCUCCGUCACUGGCAACGAAAUGAUCUCUAGUCCACGAGGCCGACAAAGUUUUCGCGUCGGCACUGGUGACUCAUCCCGUUCAAUGGACAUGCAACAAUCACUGCCCCAGCAGCAGCAGCAGCAACAACAACAGCAACAACAAGGCUAUGGCUCUCGACGUUCGCAAGACUCGUGCAAUCACUACAAGGAGUCGGGCAAGUCGAGCGACUCGAGUCUCUCCAGCGCCCACGGCUAUCGACGCUUCAACGAUGCGUCCAAUGGCGCCGCCUUGCCCAAUGAUGGACUGCGUCUGGGCUCGUUGCAGAAGCAGCAACGCUCUGGCAAGGAUAAUGGCGCCUUUGAAAUGUUGCAAGAAAGCACAAGCUCGCAUAAUUUACCGCAUGGCUCGUCCUCGUCCUCAUCCUAUGUUGGUGGUAGUGUGAUCGGUGACAGCAGCAGCAGCAAUAAGUACUUUGAUCAUCAGCUUCUGCCCAGCCACAUGCAGGGCUAUUGCUCCUCCAAGUCAUCCGAUAUUGCCUCACCCACGCAUUCGAUACAUACGCCGCAGGCGCAGAAGAAGAAAAUCUCCCCCGAUGCCGAUCGUCAAUACAACUACGCACAACAGCAGCAGCAACAACAACAGCAGCAUCAGCAACAGCAACAACAACGCAACGCACAGCGUUCGACAGGUGGAGGAGGAAGUGUGGCAGGUUCGGGAAAAUCCUUUGGUGCAGCUAUGGCAGAUCGCGAAUACAAAGUGUCGCUAGCGCGCUCUGGCAGCUUCAUGUCCUCGUCGAUUAAUCCUGCCGCCGCAGGACAUCACAGCAAAUCAUAUCGCAAGAGCAGCGCCGAGGCGAAUGGCAGCACAGCGGCUGGCAGCGGCGGAGGAGGAGGCGGUGGAGCGGCCAGCGAUGAUUCAAUGCAUGAGAAGUACUUCAAGUCUGUGGAGAAUACUCCGCAGUCGCGACGCCGCCACACAACGAAUGCCAAAGGUCACGGCAGUGGGGGCGGUGGGGCCAGUGGCAGCAACACGGCAACCAGCACAGCUGGAAGUGGCAGCAGUGGCCACAAGAAGCACUCGAGCGACUCCAGUCCGCAGAGUCCGAUUAGUCCGCAGACGAAGAGUUCCCGACAGGCCAAGACGAGCGCCACGAAUCCGCCGCCACAGCUGCAGCUGCAGCAUUCGCAUCGGCUCGACGAGCCGCCCAAUUCGACGCUGGAUCUGCUCAGCUUGGAGCGCAUGUCGUUGAGCAAGGGGGCACCCAUCUCGCCCAGCGCUGGCUCCGACAAUCUGGGCAUGUUAACGCAUUCGUCGCGUGGCUCCAACGAUUCGGCAGCGCGACGUCAGAAGUCCAACAACUCCACAGCGAAUCGCUCGCAAUCGCAUCACUAUCCUGGACAGGGAUCGCUGCGGCACAGCGCCAGCUCGAGUCUGGACAAACGUGGCUAUUAUCCUCUCCAAAGCGGCAGUGGGGAGAAGCGUGAUUCGCGUCGCUCGAAGAACACAUCGUCGUCGCAUCAUUAUCAGCAGCACUUGCAGCCUGACAACAGCGAUGUGGAGUACGACAAUGGCAACAUUUCGCCAUUGUACAGCAACUGUGGCCAGGAGAUGCCGCAUCUGACAAAGCUCAAGCACUACAUUCUUGAGCAGGCGAAACUAUUCAAUCGCUACGAUUAUGGCGAUGGCGAGGGCGGUGGUGACUCGGACUCGUAUCACUCGGAUAGUCAGUCGGAGCAUUCGCUGUCGGGCCAUGAGCCGGACAACGAGGACUCGGAUGGCGGCUCUGAUACCCAUGGCGGUUACUUGGAGCACAACUAUGGUAUGAUCGAUGACUAUGCUAACAUGGGCGACAGCGUCUCCUACUACGCUUAUCAGUAUCCACCCUACGAUCCAGCUGGACGCGAAGAUAUUUCCGACAACGUGGAGGCUGUGCUGGAGGGCAUUGGUGGCAACACGGAACCAGCUGCGGCGCCAAAGCCAAAGCCACGCUAUCAGAUCUCAUACUACGACACCGUCUCGCACAGUCCAUCGUCGUCUGUGGGCCAGGGCCAUCAGUACAACCAGCACAAUCAGCAGCUGUAUUCGAAUACGCCCUCGUACCCGUUUGCCAGCCAUGGACAUGGUCACGGGCAUGGCUUGGGGCCACCGCCGGUGGCGCCACCGCAUCAGCAGCAAUUGCAUUUGGAUCCGAACGAUGCGUCCAGUGCCAAGCAAAAGCAAUCGCAGACAUUGCCCUCGCCCAAUCGUCAAAUCUCACGUCUAGUCGCCGGUCAGUUAACCAAAGAAGAUGCCAAUCAGCAGCAGCAGCUGGCGCCGCAUCAACCGCAGCUGCCAUCGGCCCAUGCAGCCCAGUCGGCUGUCAUCAGCAGUCUCAGCCGUGGUGGCAAUCAUAAGCUGGCACCGCCAUCACUUAAACCCACCAUCCAGCAGAUCUUUCCGCCCAGCGAGCGUGCACCUGGCGCUCCAAUGCUGGCCUGCAUGAAGGAAUGUGAUAUCGAGAAGUUUGCCGCCGACAAUAUGAAUCUCCAUUCGAAGGGCAUCUUCCGCAAGAAGGCCUCUGUGCGUGACAUGCUCAGCUGGACGGCGGAGGCCAUUGGUCGACCCAUGUUGGCACUGUCGCGUGACAAAGCGGACAAAAAGACGGCCAUUGAGUUGUUCAAGUUGGUGCAAAUCUACAUGGGAGAUCGCAAGGCGCGCGUUGGCAUGAAUCUCAAUUCGGUGGCCAUAGACAUAAUCACAGCAUCCCUACCACAACAGCAAUUACGGGAUGAGUUGUACGUGCAGCUGUGUCGCCAGACCACGGAGAAUCCCAAGCGCGAGUCGUUGAUACGCGGCUGGGAGCUGAUGGCCAUUUGUCUCUCUUUUGUGCCGCCUUCGCCAACGUUUCAACCCACGCUUCUCAACUAUGUGAAUCGGCAUCGUGAUCCUUCGUUUGCUACUGGCUUCUUGGAGGUGUGCAAGUGGCCCAUUCACGUGCAGAUCUCGCAUUAUGCAACCGUGUGCUGUCGUCGCUUGGAUCGUAUUGGCAGCAGUGGACGUCGUUUGGCCAAGAAGCCCACCGAGGAUGAAGUUGAGCAGGCGCGGCAACAAAUCCUGCGCAACAGCAUGUUCGGCAAUACAUUGCCUGAAGUGAUGGAUUUGCAAAAGGACAAGUUUCCAUUCCGAAAGCUGCCCUGGAUACAAACCACGCUUUCGGAGCAUGUACUCUUGCUCAAUGGCAAGCAAACGGAGGGAAUUUUUCGUGUGUCCGCCGAUGUGGAUGAAGUCAAUUGCAUGAAGAAUCGCUUGGAUCGGUGGGAUGUUCCUGAUUAUAAGAACACAAUGGUUGAUGCCCAUGCGCCCGCUAGUCUACUUAAGUUAUGGUAUCGCGAACUGUACGAUCCGCUUAUACCCGAUGAUUAUUACGAGGAUUGCGUGAACACUGAGGAUCCCGACAAAGCCAAAGAAAUAGUUAAUAAGUUGCCCCAAAUUAAUCAACUGGUCCUAACGUAUUUAAUACACUUUCUGCAACAAUUCUCGAAUCCAGAGGUUGUUAGCUGCACAAAAAUGGAUUCAUCGAAUCUGGCCAUGGUAUUCGCGCCAAAUUGUUUACGCUGCACUUCAGAUGAUCCCAAGGUGAUACUGGAGAAUGCACGCAAAGAGAUGUCCUUUAUACACGUCUUGAUACAGCACAUGGACACAGCACAUGUGGCCAAUCUGGUUUAGAGCUUUGACAGCUGCAGCGCUUAGGUGUAAAGGAAACUAACCAAAAAUACAAAAAAUGAGAAAAUCCCUACAAACACAUAUAUGUAAACGUUAUUAACCUAUCCUAACUUAAUUACAUACUUACCUAUGCAACUUGAAACUUCAACUUGACCUUAAAUGAAGCAAUGAAAAUGAAAUGCCAAUUGAGUAUCAAACACAGCUCCUAACUAACUCCUAAAUUUAACUACUUAUAAUAAUUUUGCUACUCGAAUUUUCUUACUAACUGCUAUCAAAUGAUUCAAUCUAUAUUUUGGGUAUACUUAGGUCGCACAUUUACAACAACAACAACAAAAAACAGCAACAAAUACUCAGAAUUGUCAGCAUUGUAACGCGUAGUGCUUUUCAAACCAAAAAAACCAAAAACUUUAAUCGAACACAAAUACAGAGCGAAAUCAAGAGAAAACUGUUAAAUGUAAACUUAAUGUGUGCAUGCCUAGUUAUGUGUGAAAUUGUAGUUUAAUUUAUUUAUUUCGCGUUUCGUUUUAUGAAAUUUCACGCAGGAAACAAAAAGCAAAAUACUCAAACUCAAAGUAACUCUCAAAUCAAUGAAACCUUGAACAACAUGUGAAGCAUAUAAAUAUUUAAAUUAAUACAAAAAUAUACAUAUUAAAUAUAAAUAAAUGUACUGUAAGCAAAAGCGAAUGCAAUAAUUGGAUGAAAAUUAUGAAAUAAAACUGCUUAUAAAUUACAUGCAGAAAUUUAGUGCUAUAUAUAAUAAAAAUAAAAAACAAAAAUA